Messenger RNA from Symbiodinium pilosum, 1481 nucleotides. Lineage: Eukaryota; Dinophyceae; Suessiales; Symbiodiniaceae. The record is from the annotation of a GenBank genome assembly.
AUGAAGAUUCAGCAGAGCGAGCCUGCACAGCAUGAUUCAAGCAUGGUGCAGCGGAUGCGAAAGUUCUGGAAGCAGGACCACCUAUGCGACGUCACCCUGAAGAGUCGCGAGGGCAGCGAGCAUCGCUGUCAUAGAGUCUGGCUUGCGGCAGCGAGUAAAUCGUUGGAAGCCUUGCUUUGCGGACCCUUCCAAGAACUGGACCACAUAAGCCAGGGCAAGCCUAUCGAGUUUGCUGCCUCUGCCGGCGUGGUCACUGCACUGCUGGACCACAUCUACGGCGGCGAGCCGGAAAUCACGACUGAGGAAGCGAUGGAACUGUUGAGACUCGCUGGUGCCUAUGAGCUGUCCAACUUGUCAUCAUGCAUAGAAGCGUGCCUGUGCAAUGUGAUGGAUGGUGUCACAGCUUUGAGACUCCUGAAGCAGCUGCCCUCUUUGGUGCUCCCCGCUGUGGUGGAGGCAUGUGAGGUACACAUAGCUCAGGAUUUCUCGAGAUUCGCAACGCAUGCAGAUUUUGUUCAUUUGACCGCGCUACAGGUGGCACAAAUUCUGCAACGAGAAGACCUGCAUGUGAACAGAGAAGAAGCUGUUUUGCAGGGUCUUGUGUGCUGGAUGAAUGCAUCAAAAGACGAUCGUAAGGGUGGGUACAAGGUGUCGCCGGCAGUUGACAGUGCCAAGUUUAGUUGGCAUUCUGGUGCCUUCCUGCUCGUUGACGAGUCUAGGCACCAAGUCCUCCGUGGCAAGCCUGGCGAACAUGUGUUUCAAGCAAUUGCUGGCAGGGCUGUUCCUGUGGAUGGAGCCAAUGACCUUGAACGAAAGCUACAUGCAGUUGCCGUUUCACCUCAGGGCGUAGUUUUUGUUGCAGAAUGCGAUGGGUCCGAGCGACGCUUGUUUCGCUUUGAGGGCUUGUCUGGCGAGGUCUUGCUGCAGACUCCAGGUUUGCUAGACGUAUGCUGUUCGCCAAAUGGCAUAGUUUAUGUCUUGGAUGAUGACGGAAGGCGCGUGCAGCAGCUCGAGGGCUCAAGCUUGAAGCAAGUGGUGGCUGCGAAAGACGAUUCCAAAGACGAGGGUUUUGAUGCGCAUUAUAUGUAUGUAUCUGAGCAGGAAGUCAUUUACCUAACCGACUUUUGGAGCAGCCGUGUAUUGAAGAUAAGUCCAGGUAGCUCACGACCUGCUGUCAUAGCAGAUUUGAGCACAGACCCUGUCGACGAGACUUGCUUGGGAGGCUUGUGUGUGACUGAGGAUGAGACUGUUUAUGUAGCUGAUUCAGCGACCAACCAAGUGUAUGUGGUGAAUUCGGGCGACACAGCAGGCUCGACAUUAGACCUGGACUAUGCAGAUGAUGGUCCGGCCGUGGAUGUGCAAGUUUAUGAAGGAUCACUUUACGUUUUGCACAGUUCUCGCUUUGGGGUUGAAGCGCCGGAAAAUCCUUCGGGUGGCGUGUACCGCUACAUACUUCCUGCGCGACUGGAUUUCGAUUCCGA